This is a messenger RNA of Penicillium taxi, 1482 nucleotides long. It is a transcript of the gene pdeA, whose product is annotated as 3',5'-cyclic-nucleotide phosphodiesterase PDE1. Gene Ontology annotation, biological process: negative regulation of glucose mediated signaling pathway; cGMP catabolic process; cAMP catabolic process. Lineage: Eukaryota; Fungi; Ascomycota; Eurotiomycetes; Eurotiales; Aspergillaceae. Bases 1 to 1482 code for a protein of 493 amino acids. The record is from RefSeq and is a predicted model, not a curated record. Gene Ontology annotation, molecular function: 3',5'-cyclic-AMP phosphodiesterase activity; 3',5'-cyclic-GMP phosphodiesterase activity. The transcript is spliced from 2 exons.
AUGGCAGUUAAACCGGCGUUUCAGGUGAUUGUCUUGGGCCCUAAUGGAGGACCUCGCGAAGACAAGGUGACUGGUCUACUGGUACGAUCGACUUCAACAAAUUGGUCUCCUGGUUCAGUGGUUGCAGUCGAUGCAGGUACUCUUCUGGCCGGUAUCAUACGCCUAAUCCAGGAGUUCAUGGUCAAAGGGAGGGAUAAAAAGGGCGCGAUGAGAGCGGGUCCCUUCGCGGGCCUCCCCCUGCCCUUUGAGACCGCCGAGGCCAACGCAGCACAUGUAUUCCGUGAGAUUAUUGGCGCGGUUCUUAUCACGCAUCCCCACCUAGAUCAUAUCUCCGGUCUGGCGAUUAAUACACCGAUCCUGGAGGCGGGAAGUGGGCCAAAGCCUGUUGCUGCCUUGCCCUCUGCCCUAUCCGCCAUCAAAAAUCACUUGUUUAACGAUGUUAUCUGGCCAAAUUUGUCCGAUGAAGAUGGUGGAGCUGGUCUACUCACCUAUCAGCGUUUGGUUGAAGGUGGAAAUCCCCGAUUUGGCAGUGGUGAGGCCAGAGGCUACGUUCGUGCCUGCAAUGGCAUAGUCACCAAGUGUCUGAGUGUCAGUCAUGGUCACUGUAUGCAGCGAUUUAAUCCUGCAACUGGCAGGCAUCAUAGAGCUGACAGUACGGUGUUUGCCUCUGAUCAAUUGAUGCUUCCUCCUCGGAAUCUGUCUUUGGAAAAUGUGGAGGCUGGCUUCUACUCCCCUGUCAGAACCCCACUCAACAUCCAACCAGCUCCCAAGGAGCCAUUAAUGGCAAGGGUAGAGAGCUCCGCAUUUUUCUUGCGCGAUGACAAAACUGGAAAGGAAAUCAUCAUAUUUGGAGAUGUCGAGCCAGACUCGGUAUCUCUUGAUCCACACAAUAAACGCGUCUGGAGAACCGCCGCGCCAAAAGUCGCCUCUGGUACACUCCAAGCAAUAUUCAUCGAAUGUUCAUAUAAUGACAGUGUCGAUGACGCCUACCUAUACGGCCACCUGUGCCCACGCCAUCUAAUCGCCGAGCUAAAAGUCCUCGCCGCACAAGUCAUGGAACAACGCGAUCGAACCGCAGAGCGAAAAAGAAAGCGAGAGCAAGACAGCAAGGGCGAACUCAGCUUGGAGGAAGUAAGUCCACGCACAAAACGAAUGCAGAAAUCACGUACAAACUCCGUCGCUGUUGCAUCGAGAGAAUAUCGAACACAGCGCGCUGCGUCUGGUUCCUGGAGUAAAAGUGCCCCUCCAGAAGUUAUGAUUCAAAUUGAGGAUCUGGAAGACCCAGAUCCUGAUCAGUGGGCUGAUGCAAUUCCUCUCCCAUUGCACGACUUUUCGGUCUACAUCAUUCAUAUUAAGGAGUAUCUUACAGAUGGGCCGCCUCCAGGCGAUCGCAUUAUAAGUGAACUCAGGGCUCAUGCCAAGGAAGCGAAUUUGGGCUGUGAAUUUUUCCUACCAGAUCCUGCUGAGCCUAUCUGGUUAUGA